This is a messenger RNA of Periconia digitata, 2013 nucleotides long. The record is from the annotation of a GenBank genome assembly. Lineage: Eukaryota; Fungi; Ascomycota; Dothideomycetes; Pleosporales; Periconiaceae.
CGCUCGCUUAGCAUCUUCUCUUUUAUUUAUCCUUUUAAUAAUUAAUCGCAAACCACCGCGAUGCGCUUCUCUAUCGCGACCGCCCUCUUGGGCCCAGCUAUCCUGGUUUCCGGGGCUGCCAUACCAGAUACCCCCGAAGGCGUCGCCCCUCCCGUGCCGCUGAACGAAAUCCCCAAACACACAAUGGUCAUUGAGCCCGAGCAGCUGCUCCAGGCUUUGGUUGAGAAGGGUCUUGCUCUUACCAACGGCACUAUACUCGACAAGCUCAUCCCCUCGGCGAAGCCUGCUGCCAGCAAAUCCAACAACGAAGUCAACGUGAACGCUGUUGACGACGAGGUUUCCAUCGCUGCUACCUGCAACAACCCCCGCGUGCGCAUCGAGUGGGACAGCUACUCCAAUGACGACAAGAACGCAUACCUCAAUGCAAUCAACUGCCUGCGUAGCCGCCCUGCCUCGGGCUCCUUCCCCCCUGCCGGCAACCGUUACGAGGACCUUGUCAGGCUGCACCAGCAGGUCACGGACCAAGUUCACGACAAUGCCAAGUUCCUCGUCUGGCACCGAUACUUCGUGUGGGUUUUCGAGGAUAUCCUCCGCUCCGAGUGCGGAUUUGACCGUGCUCUUCCAUGGUGGGACGAGGGCAGGAACACUGGUCGCUUUGCUUCCUCUUCCGUCUUCUCCGGCGAUUUCUACGGCGCCAUCGCCAUCGGCGGACAGUGCGUAACCAAUGGCAAAUUCGCCAACAGCAACUUGAACAUCGGCCCAGGCUCCUCCAACAGGGUCCAAUGCUUGUCCCGCGCCGGCGACUCCACCCAGACCAGCAAGCUCACCGAGGACCUCGUCCGAUCCGUCAACGCCAUCCCCAACUACAGCGAAAUGGCCUACUACGCCGAGGGAACCUUCCACGCCUACGGUCACCUCGGUGUAGGUGGUACCCAAGCCGACAAGUACGCCUCCCCCGGUGACCCAUGGUUCUGGCUCCACCACGCCUACGUCGACCGCAACUUCGCCAACUGGCAAGGCGGUGACCCCAACACGCGCCUCAACAGCAUCAACGGAAACGACAAGAACGGCAACCCCCUCACCCUCGACGUCAUGGUCUACAUGAACGGUCUCAGGCCCGAUGUUCGCAUUAGGGAUAUCAUGGAUGUCCGCAGCGAGAAGCUGUGCUACACCUACCAAUACUAGAGUCCCUGCCGUUGAUUUUCAUUUGCGAUUAUUAGACCCUGUAGCACAUGAAUAGAAAACCACUAUCAAAACACAAAAAGGAAUAAAAAAUUUAAUAGAACAAGACUACUGUGCCAUUCAUGCUCUUUCCUUCUGAUUCACUACGGUGGAUGCGUAUGUGAUGCCCAGCCUGGCUCUUUCUGAACCUCUCCAUGAAUUGCGUAUCCUCCAAUUUGGAGUGUUGAAGCUAGGUUCUUCCAUGUGAUUUCAAAACAACGGGCUAGAACUCACAUGUAUAGUCGAACGCAUAAUAACGUCAUAAAUUCUCUCCCUCUCUAUUUGUUUUGAGUUGGAGUUUAGGUGAUCCUACACACAGCGAUGGGUUACAACGAGGAAAAUACCAAAAUAACGAGCGAUAACCAAAAAGACCCUCCCUCUCUAUGUAUGACCCUUCUUCCGACGAAACCCCUUUCUUCCCCGCCAUCACCCAACCCAAGCAUAUUUCCCUGCCUUAAGAGAACUAUAACAGAAUGCUUACUACAGGUCAUUAUAGCCUCAGGGAUUCCCCUCCUGCUCCCACUGCUGCUCAAGGAAUACAAACACAAAAAUAAAAACAACCCUCCCGCUGCUAAUGCGAACAUGCCCUUUUUCCUGUGAGUCGAAAAAGGCGAAAUGCGCUAGAGAAUGCGCAGCGUCGCGUUAUCAUCCAUGCAUCAAUUCAGUGCUUCGAGUACUCGCCAUAACAUAUUUUAAAAAAAAUACACGUUCCCUUUUACCUACUCUUAUUCUCUACGUCCCGUCUUUUUUUUUUCCUCCACUUUUCGCUGCUGCAGCUAGCAGCGCCGCCGU